GCCAACAUAAGCGUGUCCUUGCUGCUAGAGGCUCAUUGCCCUUGGACAACAGAGAGCUUCUCUCUAGAUUGUUGGACAAUAUGGAGGAACUGGCAGCUGAAGGUAUAGUUACAACCCCCCCUGACAGAGUUUUCCCCGACUCUGAUCAACAUAAAGUCGUGCCCAUGUUGGAGAAUUCAGGAAUAUUCACUGGCAAUACCAACGCCAGUGACGACCAGUUGUUCAUUUGUGAGCGAAAAACAUUUUCCCGUCUGUGUACUAGUCUAUCCCAACCAUGUCCGUGCCAGUCAUACUCUCGGAAGCCCACCACUUUUCGUCAGAAGGGGCACGUCCUCCGCAUCGAGUUUCAAUGUGACAAUUGCGGCACCAAGAAUGUUGCCAAGAAGAUGACAAAACUAGCAGUUGGGACCAAGAAGACUCAAGGAAAGACCUGGUUUCCAGAGUUAUCUGACAAACGUAAAAGUACAAAAGUCCACUUGUACUACUGUAUGAAGAACUGUAAGAACUGUGCUCAGUCAGCAGAAAAGCUACGGAAAAGCAUUUUGAAUAUCAGCAAACAUUAUCAGAACAAGCACGACGACUGUGAGGAAAGCUCAUUUUGCAAGUGUCCAGGUUACAGGCCCACCAAAAUUCUACUUAAAGAUCCUGCUGCCAUCGAAGCAUAUGAGAUGACACUAAAGGAGACCCUUAUAUAUAAGAGUGCGGAGUCAUACUGUCGAUGUCGUGACACGUACUGGGUCGAGUCUUUCAAUCACCAGCUACUCACAUAGUCUCGCGAGCAGACGUGGGAGGGAGGGAACGUCUGGUAACUAUUGCAGCAAUUCCGUGGACCCCUGCCAGAAUGUUGGCAGUGCCAAUCAGAUUUGUCCACGUCAUAGUGGGCGGGUAACACCCCGUAUAUUUUCCUAUUAUAGCAUAAAAUGAACGUGAAAAGAAGGAUUAUUGACUCUAGCAAAGGCUAAUUUUAGUGUUGAACUAUACCUGGUUGCGAAGGAACUUGGUUACAAGGAGCUCAGACCAAGCAAGAGCUAGCUAGCUGCAAAUGAAAAUAUUUGUCUACAUGUGAAUUUGGUUAAUUAACAAAUAUCUUGCACGUGACUACAUUCCUCAGUGCCAUGGAAUUGCUGCAAUAGUUACCAGACGUUCCCUCUAGGACAAGUCUGCUCGCGAGACUACUACUCACAUACAUACCAAAACGUAUUCACUUUGGAUCAAGUACUUUUGCAAUGAGAAUGAACCUGGCUAUUAUGGACUGGAACGAGAAUGUAUGUAGAGAAAGUACGAGUGAACGCGUAGUUCCAGACGCGAGGAGGCCUGAUCGUAGGACUCCCAUGAAAGUGCUGGUGAAGAAGUCAUUUGAUUUUGUGGACAACAUAUGGGAGUGUUUCAUUCAGCAAAGAUCCGACGAGCUCAGUGAGAUUGAUGAGGAUGAGAUGGAUGGUGCCAUGCAACCUGAGCAACAGUCAGAGGAGCCAACAGAUUGGGAUGAUGAUGACGUAACAAACGACGGUGUUCUUUUAUUUGAUGAAGAUAUACAUGCAGACGAAGAAACAUAAAGACAAUAAAUGAAGAAGACGAUUUAUAGUCUGUGUACGGAACUCCUGGUGGGUUCGGAAACCGCCCACGCACCUCCUGGAGAAACAAAAUGAAUUGUAUUUUCAAUGUUUAUGAGAUUGACUGUCUCCACUUCUCGGCUGUCUCUGCCCUCCACCUAUGUAAAAAGAUAAGUUAAUUGAUUGAUAUAUGCCCUUUUAUAGUCAGCAUGCUCGUUUAAUAACAUUGACCUUUCUCAGACAUUACUGACCAUCUCUCUAGGGCACUACCACCCAAAAAAGAUAAGUAACAAUAACUUGGACUGCUGUUUCAAGUAAUAACAAUUAUUGUAUCUCCUUAGCAUUACCUCUCUUUGGCCUCUUCGCUGGAGGGAGAGCCUCACUGUCUGGUUCCAUGCACACAUUCGACAACCCUGAUGACUCACCUUCGUCAACUUCAUCAAAUGGUUUGGUCUCGAUGCUGUCUAUUGUGACCUCAUGGAUAGAAGCAAGCUUUCUUAACUCCUCCAAAAACUUUACUGGAGGGUUGUUACUGUAGCUGACCUGGAGCUGAACAGAUUUUACUCAUACUCUAUUGUGUAUGGCCUUAUUUAUACACUUACCUUGAGCCUUGGUUUAUUGUCAGCCAUGUUUAAAUUUUUUUUUCUCUGG
Molecule: messenger RNA, 2204 nt
Organism: Halichondria panicea
Lineage: Eukaryota; Metazoa; Porifera; Demospongiae; Suberitida; Halichondriidae
Exons: 12
Coding region: 81-770 (229 amino acids)
Source: RefSeq, a predicted model, not a curated record